AUGGUAGAACACAAAAGUUCAUUUUCAAGCUUUAGUAAGAUAAUACCAUCUAUUCGGAUGAACACACAAGAUUCACAAAUCAACAAUGACCUUUUCACUGACAAUGAUAAGGAGAUCAUUUAUAACUCUGCUAAAGAUUAUCUGGUAACAAAUCGGGACAUUAAAUGGAAAUCUAUUAAAACUAAAAUAAAAAAGGAUCCCGGUAAAUUUUCGCUUAAUGACAUGAAAAAUGUUUGGAAUUCAAAGCAAAGACAACUUGCACGGGAAGCUAGAGCCGAGGUGCAGGAUGAAAUUUAUCUUUAUGAUCCAUCCAACGAAAAUUAUGAUAACAAUAAUUAUACCACAUCCCUAAACUCGUUCUACAAUUUUAUACAAAAACUUGUGCCAGCAUAUUAA
Messenger RNA from Funneliformis geosporum, 396 nucleotides. NCBI's taxonomy places the organism in Eukaryota, Fungi, Glomeromycota, Glomeromycetes, Glomerales, Glomeraceae. The record is from the annotation of a GenBank genome assembly.